Molecule: messenger RNA, 2557 nt
Organism: Rhodotorula graminis WP1
Lineage: Eukaryota; Fungi; Basidiomycota; Microbotryomycetes; Sporidiobolales; Sporidiobolaceae
Exons: 5
Coding region: 1-2454 (817 amino acids)
Biological process (GO): tetrahydrofolate biosynthetic process
Cellular component (GO): mitochondrial envelope
Molecular function (GO): dihydropteroate synthase activity; 2-amino-4-hydroxy-6-hydroxymethyldihydropteridine diphosphokinase activity; dihydroneopterin aldolase activity
Source: RefSeq, a predicted model, not a curated record
AUGCCCUUGGACGUGAUCCGCGUCACCGACCUCGAGCUGCGCACCGCGUCGCUCGGCGUCGACUUGUGGCUCCGCCCGCGCAAGCCUCAACCCCUCGUCUGCUCGCUCGACAUCCGCACCUCGGUCCGCUCAGAGGCCAACGAGGACAACCUCCUCACCGACUCGCUCAACUACGGCACCGUCACAAAACACAUCGAGCGCCACAUCGCCCAACUCGCUCCGCCUUCGUCCACCGACGACGACCACGAGCUCCCGCUCGAACAACUCGCAGAGCAGCUGUGCUACGUCGUCCUCUUCCACGCCAGCGCACCAAACGUCCGCCUCGAGCUCCGCCGACCUCGCGCCCUCCUCACCGCCGAGGCCGUCGGCGUCGUCCUGUCGCGCUCCCGCUCCGACUACACCGCCUCGCCCUCUCCUCCUUCGUCCUCCUCCUCGAUUGCGACCUCGCCCUCACCGACACCGACCUACACCCUCCGCCCCGACGCACCCUCCCUCGCCGACGACACCCUCUUCGUCCGCGCCCUCCGCCGCCAGAUCAUCAUUGGCCUCAACCCGUGUGAGCGCCUAGACGAGCAAGAAGUCAUCGUCGACCUCGAGUUCGGCCCCGACACGAUGUCCAUGACCCGCUUGCCCAACGGCGCCCGAGCUGGGUGGGCCCACUGGCGCAAGGCCGUCAAGCAGGUCGAGCAGCACCUCUCGUCGUCGGGCCCGCUCACGAUCGAGCACGUCGUCACCUCGAUCUCGUCCCUCCUCCUCACCCCUCCCGCCGUCCCGCUGUCGUCCACCACGCCGCCGACGCCCGGCUGGGACAUCUCGCGCACGACCGUCCGCGUGUCCAAGCCGUCGGCCCUCAUGUUUGCCCGCCACCCGUCGGUCCAGGUGACGCGCACGCGCGCCGACUUUGCCGCGCUCGCGCUCGUGCCCGGCGUGCGCGCCCUCUCGACCUCGGCGUCGUUCUCGCCCGCGCACGCGCACGUCGCGUACCUCGGCCUCGGCACCAACCUCGGCGAGCGCGCGGGCAACUUGAACGACGCCGUGAGCCGCCUUGAGCAGCUCGCCGACGGCCACGUCAAGGUCGUCGACACGAGCUUCCUGUACGAGAGCGAGGCCAUGUACCACGAGGAGCAGGCAAAGUUCCUGAACGCGGCCGUCAAGAUCUCGACCUCGCUCUCGCCGACGGCGCUCCUCACCGUGUGCAAGUCGGUCGAGGAGGCCCUCGGGCGCGACUUUACGACGUUCCGCAACGGGCCCCGCGUCAUCGACCUCGACGUGCUCCUGUACGACGACGUCGUGCUCGACACGCGCUCGGCCGAGGCGGCGGCGUCGUCGGCAGCGGGCGAGCGAGAGAAGGAGAGGGCGGGCGAGGACAGGUGGCUGAAGGUGCCGCACCAGGGGAUCCAGGAGCGAGAGUUUGUCCUGCGCCCGCUCGUCGACCUCGCUCCCGACCUCGUCCUCCCCACCCUGCGCGAGACGCCGCUCGCGCUCCUGCGCACCCUCCUCUCGUCGACCCGGUCGACCGUCCACCGCGUCUUUCCCCUCUCGCGCUCCGUCGUGCACCCCUACUCGCGCCCGACUGCCCUGUCGACGAUCGCCUCGACCCGCACGCUUGUCAUGUCGAUCGUCAACACGACGCCCGACUCGUUCUCGGACGGCGGCGACGCGGCGACGGUCCCGCUCGCGCUCGCAGCGUGCGACGCCCACCUCGCCGCCGGCGCCGACAUCCUCGACCUCGGCGGCAUGUCGACGCGCCCGAACGCGCCCGACGUCCCUGCCGCCGACGAGGCGGCGCGCGUCGUGCCCGUCAUCGCCGCCCUGCGCGAGCGCGACGUCUCGGUCCCGCUCUCGGUCGACACGUUCCGCGCCGAGGUGGCGCGCCAGGCGCUCGACGCCGGCGCCGACGUCGUCAACGACGUGUACGGCGGGCGCGGCGAGGGCAUGCUCGAGCUGCUCGCCGAGCGCGCGUGCCCCGUCGUCCUCAUGCACUCGCGCGGCGACCCGUCGACCAUGGCCGGCCUCGCGCAGUACCCUGGGCCCGGCGGCGUCGUCGCCGGCGUGCGCGCCGAGAUGGAGCAGAUGGUCGAGCGCGCCCUGAGCAAGGGCGUCCGGCGGUGGAACGUCGUCCUCGACCCGGGCAUCGGGUUCGCCAAGACGGCGCAGCACAACUAUGCGCUCCUGCGCGCCCUGCCACGCCUCUUUGGCGGCGACGGUGACGGCGCCGACUCGCCCCUGCGCGAGUACCCGGUCCUCGUCGGCCUGAGCCGCAAGCGGUUCCUCGCGCCGCACAAGGGCGACGCCAAGGACCGCCUCGCCGAGACGCUCGUCGCGACGGGCACGUGCGUCGCGAGCGGCGUGUGCGAGGUCGUCAGAGUGCACGACACGCGCGAGGUCAAGGACGCGCUCGCGGUCGUCGACGCGAUCCAUCGGCCGGCGGCGGUAGAAGCCGAGGAGGUCUAGACGGGGUCGUUCUCGAGGGAGAAGCUGAGGGUCUGUGCGCCGUUCAACAGCGUGUUGUAGUGUCCUUUCCUACGAGCCUCAACGAGCUUAUUGCCACCACCUC